AUGCUUCGAGUGGUUAAUCAAAAGAUGGCUUCAAAUGUUGCUUCCGGAAUGUACCGUGCUAAUGGAAAUAUGUUCAGAACACUGGGCCAAAUUAUGCAACGGCCCCAAUUGGCCAACCCUACCAAUAUACAAUCACAGUCCCUUGUUCAAGAAGUUUCUCCACUAUCUUUUAUCAAUAACUUUGUCGGCUCAUUUUCACAAAGACGAUGGGGUACUAGAGGUGGAAACAGAGGAAACACAUACCAACCUUCCACAUUAAAAAGAAAGAGAAGAUUAGGAUUUUUAGCUAGAAUGAGAUCCAUAAGCGGACGAAAGGUGAUUCGCAGGAGACAGCUAAAGGGAAGAUGGUACCUAUCCCACUGA
Komagataella phaffii GS115 is the source of this 363-nucleotide messenger RNA. RefSeq lists its product as hypothetical. The coding region runs from base 1 to 363 and encodes 120 amino acids. NCBI's taxonomy places the organism in Eukaryota, Fungi, Ascomycota, Pichiomycetes, Pichiales, Pichiaceae. The record is from RefSeq and is a predicted model, not a curated record. The transcript has a single exon. Gene Ontology annotation, biological process: translation. Gene Ontology annotation, cellular component: ribosome; mitochondrial large ribosomal subunit. Gene Ontology annotation, molecular function: structural constituent of ribosome.